Molecule: messenger RNA, 450 nt
Organism: Caenorhabditis angaria
Lineage: Eukaryota; Metazoa; Nematoda; Chromadorea; Rhabditida; Rhabditidae
Source: the annotation of a GenBank genome assembly
AUGGAAAUUCUUGAAGCGCAUUGUGAGCCAGAAGACUUGCGACUCGCGCGCGACUCCUACCUUCAACAAUGUUCGCGUGGCGCUCCAAGCGACGACGCAAUCGUCAGCUACUCCUUCGCUCUAAUCAAUUCCAGCGACAAAAAUGAGAUUCGCAAAGGAAUCGCGGGUUUCGAAAAACUUUUGCGUCAAGGAGAUUCGCCGGGAAAACGACGUGAAUAUGUCUAUUUCCUCUCUUUGGGAUACGCGCGAAUCGGCGAAUUUGAUAUGGCGAUGCGAUUCGCGGACGCGUUAAUUGCGGCGGAGCCGGAGAAUGUGCAGGCGAAACGAUUGAGAGAGGCGAUUGCGAAGAAGGCGAGAAGAAAUGGUGUGAUUGGUGCGGCGAUUUUUGGUGGUGGUGUUGCGGUUGCAGCGGCGGGUGUUUUGACGAUUUUGGCGCUGGUUAAGAAAUAA